Messenger RNA from Physcomitrium patens, 3288 nucleotides. NCBI's taxonomy places the organism in Eukaryota, Viridiplantae, Streptophyta, Bryopsida, Funariales, Funariaceae. The record is from RefSeq and is a predicted model, not a curated record.
UGAACCGGAUUUCUCGAAGUAUCUUAACUUGGUUUAAGAAAAAUAGUCUACAAUGUCCUAAAAGUCUAAAUUUGACACUUUGGAAUGGCUGUUUGUUUUGGUUUUGGUUUUUUAUUUUGACUCGUUUCUGUUAGUAAAGAGGGGUUUCCGUGAGAUUUCUGAAAUACAAUUAGAUGGCAAUAAAGGAUUGGUAGCUGGGGAUGUGCAUUACGGGGAGCUGAGCUUUUACUCUCUACUUGCCACCUCCGUGCCGGCAAGGAUUUUUAUUGUUUAUUGUUUUUGAUACUCUCGCUGGAAGGUGUUGCUUGUUCUUCGAAGGAUUGGCCGUGCAGUGAGGCUCCUUCGUGGGAGUUUUUAAUUUUUAGCAUCGUCGUGGUCGUGGUCGUCGUUGUCGUUGCUGUGCUGUUUGAACCAGCUGGCUAUGGAAGUUGACCUUGACGUAUUCGUAGCUGUGGGAUUGGUUGUUCUAGCGGCCUCAAAUAGCAUUUGUGCUUCGCAAACCCUUUGGAGUUCGUGAGUGUGGCGCAGUCCAGUGCUGGGUCAAUUGCUUCAGUUUCUCUCGGUGAGGGUUAGUAGUAGUUUUUGGAAAGUGCCGAAUACGUUUAUGCUGAUUAGGUGGUACUGUUCUUUGAUGACUCUAGCUUGCGCAAUUGGGUCAAAGGGUUCACCUCCAGGCUGAAGCGCUUGCCAACUACGGCACUGGAGUUGGUUUUGUUGCUGGAGAGGAAAUAUCCGCCAGUGGGGCUUCGAAAAUUGAAGAGAUGGGGAAUAUCAGCGGACGCCCAAGAAAGAAUCGUGGACAUGGGACGAAGGGAAUGAAUCUGGGCAGGCCUACAGAUCCUCGGCAGAAGAAUGAGAGCGAAAGACCAAUGUACGAAGGCAGCACUCAGCGCUCAAGCGCGGUUGCCAGCAGUUAUGGCGGAGGUACCCAGCACAAACAGGAUGGCAGCACUCGUCCAGCGACCACGGGGAGCACACACGCGGAGGGUGGCCAUGCAGCAAGACCUAGCUCUGGUGCCACACCCUCCGAGCGUCCUCCUGGUCCGAUGUCGGCCCCUAUGCCUAGGCCCCGGCCGACGUCCUAUUCGGCGAACGGCGUUUUGGGGAAGCCGCUGGUGGACAUUCGCCAGACGUAUUCGCUUGGUCGGGAGCUCGGCCGAGGCCAGUUUGGAGUGACCUACUUGUGCACUCACAAAACAACGGGUGAAAUUCUCGCCUGCAAGAGUAUAGCCAAGCGGAAGCUGACUACCAAAGAAGAUGUCGAGGAUGUUAAGCGGGAAGUCCAGAUAAUGCACCAUUUGUCGGGAACUCCCAACAUCGUGGAUUUGAAGGGAGUGUAUGAGGACAGGCAUUCCGUGCAUCUUGUCAUGGAGCUCUGUGCGGGUGGAGAGCUUUUCGAUCGCAUUAUAGCCAAGGGGCAUUACAGCGAGCGAGCCGCCGCUGAUUUGUGCAGGGUCAUUGUGAAUGUGGUACACAGAUGCCACACUCUAGGCGUGUUUCACAGGGAUCUGAAGCCUGAGAAUUUUCUGUUGUCCAGCGAAGCUGAGGAUGCGCAGCUGAAAGCAACGGACUUUGGUCUUUCGACUUUCUUCAAGCCCGGUGAGGUCUUCCAUGAUAUUGUCGGAAGUGCGUACUAUGUCGCUCCAGAGGUCUUGAGGCGGAAUUACGGGCCUGAAGCUGAUGUGUGGAGCGCCGGCGUGAUUGUGUACAUUCUUUUGUGCGGAGUUCCACCAUUCUGGGCUGAAACAGAGCAAGGAAUUUUUGACGCUGUGCUAAGAGGCCACAUUGAUUUUGUAAGCGAUCCGUGGCCGAAAAUCUCUAGCGGGGCCAAGGACCUUGUGAGGAAGAUGUUGAAUAUGAAUGUGAAGGAGCGGCUGACAGCAUACCAGGUGUUGAACCAUCCAUGGAUGGAGGAAGGAGGUGACGCCUCUGACACGCCACUUGACAAUGCGGUGCUGACCAGACUGAAGAACUUCUCCACCGCCAACAAGAUGAAGAAGCUUGCGCUGAAGGUUAUUGCAAAGAAUCUGUCAGAAGAAGAGAUCGUAGGGUUGCGGGAGCUCUUCAAGUCAAUGGAUACCGACAACAGCGGUAUGGUGACAUUUGAGGAACUCAAAGACGGUUUACUCAGACAAGGCUCGAAACUCAGAGAGUCCGACAUACGCGAGCUGAUGGAAGCAGCCGACGUAGAUGGGAAUGGGAAGAUAGACUUCAACGAGUUCAUAUCUGCCACAAUGCACAUGAACAAGUUGGAAAUGGAGGAUCAUCUCUUUGCAGCAUUCAGUCAUUUUGAUACGGACGGCAGCGGAUAUAUUACCAUUGACGAGCUGCAGGAAGCAAUGGAGAAGAAUGGAAUGGGAGAUCCGCAAACAAUUCAAGAGAUUAUCAAUGAGGUGGACACAGACCGCGACGGGAGAAUAGACUACGACGAGUUUGUUGCUAUGAUGCGGAAAGGCAAUCCUAUUACAGAAGACGGCGGUAAGCACAGACACAGGUAGUUGAGCUCCACGUUCAUCUGACCCUUAGCCCAGCGGCAGAUUGAGUUUUUGUGCAUAGGUACUCUUCUUUCAAUUGCAGGUAAUGGGCGAUUGGGCUCCUGACCAGAGCUUCUUUUGAAUCCUUGCAUUAGGCUGUUUCACUCUGCUGCGGUUCUCAGGCAGAUAAGUUCACAUAUACACAUGCUCGCACAUUAGUAGACUCUUGGUGCUUUUAGGCUGCCGCUUCAUGGGGAGAAGGUCGUGUCUGCAGCAAAUUAUUACAGUAUUCACAAGUCUUGUGCAUUAAAUGGUCUUAGGAGAACUGAAUGGUCUUCUCGGUAGAGUUUGGUUGGCGUAUAUAUGUAGAUGGCUGGGGUGGGAAUGGCCGUAAAGGGAGAGAGUCUGCCUGACUGUGAGUAGGUUGUGAAGGUUUUCUUUCACGGCUCUUUAUGAAUCAACUUUAGAUUAUCCAUGUUCAAAGAGAGGAGCAAUGACAUUGAUGUAAUUUUGUAGUCAAGAACAUAAAAUGCGAUCAUUACUAUAGGACUAUCAACUCAUGAUGAGUCUCUUAAUUGUUAGAGCUUGCAAUGCAGUCGAGAGCCAUUAUGCUUUGUUAGACCUCUAAGCCGGCCACAGUUUCUCCCCCCCUGUCCAUGUAAUCUAUGGGUGCUAGUUAUUAUCAGUUUAUUCUCUUCGUGUAAGCUACUUCAAAAAGUGAAGAUGAUCAUGAUAUAGUCUUUUUGCUCUAUCUAAUAGUGGCAAUGUAAGCUACUUCAAAACGUAAAGAUGAUGAUAUAGUCUUUUUGUUCUA